GCAGUGUCGAGUGAGAGCCGCUGGGCGGCGGACCUGCGUUGCGCACCCGACUGCGCCCGACCGUUCGUCCAGAUGAUUGCGUAUUUAUGGCGUCCCUGCUUCUUCUGCUGUGCGCUGUGUUUGCAGUAGGGUCGACCGGAGCGCAGCGGGACACAGGAGAGGCGUCGGCGCCGGCGGCGGGCGCUGCGCCGGCGGCGGGCGGCGUCGCCGUCGGGGCCGCCUCGGCCUCCGGCGGUGCGGGGGCGGCGCUGCGCGCCUGGGCGUCCCGGCGGCGGCCGCUGACGCUGGGCUGCCCCCGCGCCGCCCCCGCCGCCCCCGUCGUGGGCUGGCUGCUGCACGACCGGCCGCUGGCGCUGCGGGACGACGGCCGGCGGUCGCUGCUCGCCGACGGCUCGCUGCACAUCGCCAAGGUGCAGCCCAAGGCAGACCUGGGGGAGUACCGCUGCAUGCUGCGGACUCCAGAGGGACUCGUGGCGUCUCCAGCCAUCGCCCUGGAGCUCGCAGGUAUCUCGCACGAGUUCUCCGCGGUCCCGGAGAACGUGACAGCGGCGGCGGGCGAAGUCGUGCGUUUCACGUGCCAAAUCCAGUCAGUUCCAAGUGCGACCAUCGCGUGGGAGCACAACAAGAAGCAACUACCUCAAAACAGCAGAUACGUUACUGUAGAGCCGGGAGUUCUCUACAUAACCUCUGUUGAAAGCUCAGACGAAGGCAACUACAGAUGCGUCGCGACGAACCCCGCGACGGGCAAGAAGCGGCCCAGCCCCGAGGCGCGGCUGUCGGUGCAGCGGCGGCCGGCGGGCGCCGCCGCCGCCCCCGCACGGCUGCUGCCGCCGCUGGCCGCCGUGGUGAACGCGACCGAGGGCGGCGCCGCGACGCUGGUGUGCGCCGCCUCCGGCGUGCCGCCACCGGCUUUGCGCUGGUUGCACCCCGAGGGCGCCGCAGGGGCGGUGGGGGCGGGGCUGGUGGCACUCGAGCUCUCCAACGUGACGGCUGCCAGCGCCGGGGACUACACCUGUGCCACCGAGGACGGCCAACAGCAGCAGAAGGUGACACUGUCGGUUUGGCAGGCGCCGGAAGUGCGAGUGAAACCACCCUCUCAGAGCUUCCCUGCCGCCAAGACUGUUCGCUUCAACUGUGAGGCGGUUGGGGAGCCCAAGCCAGAGAUAGUGUGGUUCAAGGAUGGAGUGCGGCUCCACAUCAAUGGCCGAAUGAAGCAGAGGGGUGCAGAACUGCUGAUCGCAACAACGCAGAUGUCCGAUUCGGGCCUGUACCAGUGCGCAGCCCGCAACGCCGCAGGGGAGAACUACGCCGUCGCCCGGCUGUCGAUAAAGUCGCCGUCGCGCAUCGACCCUCCGCGAGGCCUCUCGUGCCGCACUUUGGCCUCGGGUGGCAUCGAGCUGUCCUGGAACCAGCCUCCUGGCGGCAACUUCACCGCCUUCACUGUCCACUACCUGCCCACAGAGGGAGGGGAGGAGACACAGUUGGUCACAGUCAAUCAGUCGAUUCGCGUGGAGGACCUGCAGCCAUUCACCAACUACACACUCUACACGCGCGUCUACUUUCAGCGGUCAGCGAGUGAGGAGUCGGAGCGAGUCAUCUGCCGAACUGCGGAGGGAGUUCCGACGACAGCGCCACGGGUGUCGGUGCAGACGGUGGACGCGACGACGGCAUCCGUGAGCUGGCAGCCGCUGACUCCGGUAGAGGCGCGCGGCCACGUCGCGUCGUACAAGCUACAGUGGGGGCCACAGGGGGAGCCCGCCUACAGCGUCGAGGAGCUGCCGCCCUCCACCACACACUACGUCCUCACAGGGUUGGAACCGGGGAGACAUUACAACAUCAGAGUCCUGGCAGCGACAAGCCGCGGCUACCCAACGGAAGACCUGCCGUGGGUCACGGUGCAGAUGCCCAGUGGCAGUGUGGAUGGGGACGAGGGGCCAGGUGGCGGCGUGGGUGGGAGUCCCGUGGCAGUCGCCCUGGUCGUCACGCGCGUCAAUGCCACCGUGCUGCAGGUCGCAUGGAAGAAGCCGAAUACUUCGGUCGAUGACGGAGUACAGCUGUGGUACAGGCCGCGUGGCAGUUCGGAGGUCGGCCCCUUCACGUACGACGCAAACACGACGCGUGCAGUGCUCACGGGUUUAGUGGAAGGGCCACUGUACGAGAUCCGUGUGCGCUCCGGUGGUGUGGCUGGCUUCGCGGUGUCCGUCCCGUCGCUGCCUCCCCCGCUAGACGUCUCGGCCACCCCUACCUCCCCGCGGUCCCUCCGCAUUGCGUGGACCGCCUCGCCAGAUGUGGCGCGCUACAGUGUUGCAGUUAUACCUCUGGGCGUUCCGGGUGGAGCAGAGGGCAAGCAGCGGCACUUCUUAGUCAGCACACCACCUGCCAUUGAGGUGACAGAGCUGGAGCCGAACACCCUGUACGAGGUUAAGAUACGCAGUGAGGACUCUGCUGGACGGAAGGGUCCCUACGGGCAGACUAUGGAAGUCAGGACACCAGAAGACAUCCCGAGCCACGUGCGGGACGUGAGGACGGAAGCCCUGAACCGGACAGCCAUCCGCGUCACCUGGCGUCCGCCCGCUGUGCUCAACGGCGUCCUCGUCGGCUACACGGUGGCUGUCGACCCCAACCGCACGGCUGCUCUGCCCGGCAAAGCAGUCCGUGCUGCCAGCGUGUCUGCCGUGAAGCACUCUGCCGAUGUGUCCGGCCUACAGCCGAAUGUGCAGUACUUCGUGACGGUGUCUGCUCGCAACGGUGCAGGACACGGCCCGCCAUCCGGCGCAAAAGCGGUGGUCAUCAGGGUGGCCGGAAACGAGUCGCGUGAAGUCACGCCCGUCCCGACUGUGCUGCCGCCUCCUCCUGGUGACCAGCCACCUGUAGUCUACGAUGACCAACACCUCGUUUCACCUGUCCCUCCGGCAGGCAUCGCAAUCGGAGUGUCGGUGGGACUGGCGUGCGUCGUGGUGUGCGUGGCGGCCUUCCUGUGGCGCAGGCACUGCCCAAAGGUCCGGGGCGGGCGCCACCGGCGGGGCCGCGUCCCGGGGCUCGCGGGGUGCGGCGGCGGCCCGGAGGGGGGCGGCAGGGGCGCAGCCGGGCGGUACGCGCGGCCGCAGCAGCGCCAGUGGGAGCUGGAGGUGCUGGACGCGGCGCCGCCGCUGGCAGAGUCGCACAUCCCGCCGCCGCCGCCACCCGAACUUUUUGACACCAAGGGCGGCUACCCGAACGGUCACACAAACGGAGUGAAGCGUCCGGUGCUGAGCAACGGUCGCAUCCCUAAUGGCCACACGUCCACGGGCAUCCACAUUACCGAGAAUCCACAGUACAAAUGUGGAGACAAGGGAGGUGCAUCCCUGGGGAACGAGGGCCUUCAGGCGGGGGCAGGUGCCAGUGCGGUUGCGGGGGUGGGGGAGCGGGAACAGCUCCUCGUGCAGCACGGAUCCGCCACCAGCGACUCUGUUGCGGCGGACACUUCAGCUGAGGGGUCGGUUGUGGACACGACACAGGUGACCCUCCUGGGCUCCGACAUGGCGUCAACGACCUCAGAGUAGGCGGUCGGAACCAGCCACUCCGUGUACGGAUGCGGGUACAUGCCACACGAUGCUUCCUCCUCCUCCUCCUCGCAUUUCUUUCUGCCGCCGGCACCGUUGUGCGUACUUCCCGGAAAUUGCACACUGUCGCCGUCAGAGAGGGAGAGGUGUGGUUUUGUUUUCUAAAGUUUAAGUGACGUGUAUUAUACAGCGUAGUGUUAAGGGUAGCGUAUUUAUAAAUGUUUAAUUUGUACAAUGUUUCUCUUCUUUGCUUUUUGCCAUUUUUUUCUGAACGUAGUACGGAGUGACGGAGCAGAAAAGACAAAUUUAAUUUUCUAUAAAAAAAUUUAAAAAAGUGACAACACGAUAGUGUCUGGGAAUAAAUUACUCGUACGGUGAUAUUAGUAUACUUUGCCUAAUUACUGUAAAGGAAGAAAAGUAAUAGUGGAACAAUAUUUAAUGUAGCGACCCUUUUUAUUUUGUUAUCGAUUUGUCGGGAGCUGCUGCCCGUGUCGCAACUGCACCACAGUAUGCGCCACUGUCAGUUGGCUGCGAGCGACUGUAAAAGCGACUGAAGCGUAGCUUGCGAGACCAAGAUUCCUCUUUAUUUUUUAUUUGUCAGUAGCAGUGUAGCUACCGUUGGUCACUUUAAGUGUCUCGCCUAGUAGUUCUAACCAGAUAAAAGUAUAAACAAACACUAUUGCUGGUUCUGUAUGACACAGAUGUCCUGUGUGCAAAUGAAAAAAAAAGAAAAAAAAAGAGAAUCAAUUGAUGGUACCUGAAAAUAACUCUUCUUGUAAAAAAUGUAACAGAAAAUUAUAAUACAAAACGCUGUUUAAACCGACAGGUUUUAUUACAUUUCCAUGUACACUAAUCAGUGUCUAGAAUAGUUUCCAAGUACAGUAGUUAUUCUGCAUUCCAUUAGAUGUCAUGCGGAGGGAACAAAUUGUUGCACCCUUUGAUAGACUGCGUUUUAUAAUUUCUUGUGAUUAUUUCUAUUUGUGUUGCUGAUCAAAAACUCCUGUAAUUGUAUCAGGUGCUUUGUGGCCAAUAAUUGUAAUGGUAGUCUGAGCCCAAACAGUUUUCACUUUUCUCAGAACAUUGAGAAAGCCUGGAAUAACAUAGUGUAUUAUUCACCAUUUGUCCCUAGAUUAAUUGAAUCGCUGACCCACAAAUGACACACUAUCAUCCAGGUUGAUAGCCCGAACUUGAAAUUAUACACAUGGGAAAAAUACUGAAAAAAAUUUGGUUCUCUCUUCAUUAAUUGAUACAGUAAGAAUGGAGAGUUCCUUUUUAAUAUGCACCAGAAGUGGGUGGGAUUUAUAAGGUACCUCUCUUUAGCCGAAGUCUUCCAGAAUACUAUCUGGCUAUCUCGUUCAGUGUCCAGUAUCUCUUUGUGUGUAAACGUGUGUAUCAGAUCCAGGCUCUGUGAAAGAGGAAUUGUUAUGAGUUUGAUUCAUUGCAGAACUCUGCAGGAUUUAGAUGUUGAGCUUUGGAUACCUUGCUCUAACUGCACAGUACUUCAGCAGAGAUGAAGGCUGUUCACAUUUUUUGUGUAGCCUGGGUCAGACCUUUUUUCAGAUUCAAGAUAGUGUUUGUAAAACAGUUUUUAGUUUUGAUUACUGAAUAUAAGAUAAGAGCUACUACAACACUGUUUCAGUGUUUACAUGGCAGUACACAAACAUACACUCUUAAUUUUUUUAGUUGUUACAUGAUUUUUGCUUACUCCAUGCGACAUCUCUCUUUAGUUGGUAGGGACUUCAUAAGUGUGUACUAAGUCAUCAGCAACACAAAUGAAUCUGUGUCAUGUUAUCAAAGGGAAAACAGUUUGUUCUCACUAUCUGCAAAUAUAGAUCUUCUACUCAGACUGUUCUUCUUCCCUUUUUCAAAAAAACAAAAUCAUUGCUUUAUAACUGUAAACACAGGGUGAAACUCUCCUGUUUGUUAUUGAUUUUUAUGGAGAUUUUAUGGAAAUUUAUAACAUUUUGGGGACCACCAUAAUUUGUACAUCCCAGCUUUACCAUGCUGCUGUGGCAGUCACCAACAAUGUAUGGAGACUUAUUUUUUUGAUCAGAGAAAUUACAGAAUUAGCAGAAACUUUUUGACUUUAGAAGUCAUUUUAUUGAUAUCAUGCACUCAGUGCACCCCACUGCUAAUUAUUUGGUCAGAAUACCUUUACACGAAUGAAUCUUCAGUUUUCAUACAUUGUUACUCUCAUUCUCAAUCUCUGUCUAAAAUUAUCUUUACUUGAAAAUAUUUUUUCAUUGGCUUUGUGUGAUCUAAGUUGAAUUUCUCAAGACUGUCAGAAGCGCACAAGCAAAACAGAAGCACCCCUUAUUAAACAAUGCCAAUUAUUUAGUGAAAUUCCUCUACAGUUACUUAAGAAUUUUUGCUAGCUGUGGAAAGUAUCUCAGUGGAAGCUUUUCUGUUGUCUAAGCAUACCAUUGUCAGUCACAUCACUUUAUACUUCUGGUGAUGUUAGUAUUCAUGUGACUAGUUUUUAGUGGAGAUUUCCUGUAUUCUUUAGCUUGUGCUGCCAAUGUCUAUAAACAGCAAUAAUUUGUAUUUUCUCUUAUGUUCUAUAUUGUCAAAACAUCCAACAGAAAGUACUUUAUGUAAUGGAAACAUUUGUUGUCAUAUGCUUCUUUUUGUAGAAUCACUGGUGGUCCCUGUCAUAGAUUAUAUGUGAAAGCAAUGCUUUAACCAAGUCUGUUCUAUUCAAACACUGUAUAUUUUUGUGUCAUUUUUGUUUUGCACUUGAACAGUGGAAUCAGUGGCAGACAAAGCACUGUGUAACUAAUACUAGCAUCAUGACAAUAUAAAAUGUUAUCUCCUAAAUUGCUACACACUUUCACUGUGUAGUGUGUGGCAACAGUUUUGAAACUGAGUAAAUAUCACAUCCUUUCGUAAAAGUAUCACACUCUGUUUUGAGUAAAAUAACAGUCAACCAGACAGGAUUCUGAAUAGUGUAAUCUCUGGCAUGAAGUUGUGUGUAAUUUUGGUUCUUUCUAUUUUGUUACACUUUAUGACAAAUUAUUCUCGCUAGCUCGGCAGACUCUGAGACUGUAUUACAGAAAAGGCAAUUUAUUGCAAGGAAGUUGUUAUUGAAUGUACUCAUUGGUAAUGCCGACUCUCCACAUUACUUUUGUCCCUAUUAUUUUGUCACAUUGCCUUAAGUGGAACUUACUUUUCUCCUAUAUCCCAGGGUCUUCGCACUGUACUCACUAAUAUUAUGACCGAGUAGUCUGCCGCCUCAGAUCUGUACCGCUUGUGUUACUUCUUCUGUUUAUUCAGUAUUAAACACCUUUUUUUUUAGUGUAGCGUUGGUUGGAGAAGAAAUGCAGAGAGGAUUUAUUUCCAGUUCCGCACACAGUUUUGGAUAUAAUUUACAGCUCGUCUCGUAACAUCGUGUUAGUUCCUGGGAGAGCACUGCUGUGUUUGUUGGCAGUGACACUGGCACUGCAGAAGGUUGUGAUUUUCCUAUGUGAAAAUAGAAGUUUUAUUUUGACAGAAAAUAUGCCAGGCAUGAUAUUAUUAUUGACUUGCAGGGACCCUAGUUACAAUGCUGGUAAAAACUUUAAAGACACCUUAAAAGGACCAAACACAUUCUACUUACUACUAUAUUUAUGGACGUAAUACUGUGCAGUAGUUCAAACCAACAAAAAUGAAGCCCACGACAGUUGGUCUCUGUCGGUCGUUACUCCUCGAUCGAUUCAUCCUAGUUGUGUGUCUGACAGUCCGUGACACCCUUGAACCACUGCCACUGUGCUUCUGUAGCUUAACUUGAUCAUUUGUCUCACGAAGCAUGCGUGUUUCCCAUUUUAUCAUAUACUGUUUUAAGUACCACAUAAAGUAAUAUAUGGUGGCUUCUAGCUGUUACUCACCAAAAAGCUGUGUAUCAGGCAUGAGUAACCACACAUUCAUCCAUCUAUGUGCUAUUGCAGGGAUAUUUAAAUUAUUAAAAAUAUAUAUUUGGUCCAAUCAGAAACUUUUAUAGGCACUACUGGUUUUCAUGCUUAAGUCAUUAUCUGAGAGUUGGCGUCCACUAAUAGAUCAGGAGCCGUAACAGGAAGUCUUCAACAUUGAAUCAGUCACAGCUGUAGAAGUAUGCAUUGGGCACUGAAUUAUCAUUAUUAUUAUUAUCUGUAAGUAAAUAUUAUUCAUUCAUUUCCACCACUAUAUGACAAAUUAAAAAAUACUGAAACUGGUAGAAACAUUCCAAAAGAUCAUCAUCUCAUCAAUGACAGUUCAUACUCACAGCGUUCUUCUUUACACUGUUGUCCUGUAACUUUUAAAUAAGAUGACACGAAGAUUUGCUACAUGUGACAGAGUGGUCUCUUUUUUAUGCACUUUAAUUGUCCUGGAAUGCAUUACCAAAUAGCGUGAUUUUUCUGGGAACAGCUGCACUUGAUUGUUUUUAUAUUUUUUAAUUUGUAUUUCAUUAUUUGCGGCUGCUUUCAGAAUCACAGCCAUAAGUGAUUGAGUGGGGCUUUCAUUCUGGAACUGGUUGCAAAGCAUUAAAUUUAAGUAACUAAACUUUUUUCUUCUGAUACAGUGGAGAAGAUAUUACAAAUAGUAAGAAAUUUGAAGACGGUAUGUUUUCAUGGACUUACCUAAAGUUUUUUAUCCAGCACUAUACAACUUGUGUUCCAGAAUAUGUCUCCAUUUCCGGUUUCACCUUCCUCAAUCCAUGUGCAUUUAAAUUCAGCUUGCAGAUUACUUUUACCCCACCCUUGGCAUACGUAUGCUCCCUCCUAGGGAAUCAGUUAGUAAUGCUGGAAUUUAACUGUUGCAGCUCUGCAGGCUGCCUCAUGGCAUUUCUGUGCAGUCAAGUAAUGGGCGGUACACAUCUCUGGCGGCAUUUCUACUUCAUUUUCGAGCAUUCGGUACCUGUUCAGCAUAAAUCUGCACGCUGUACUGACAGAUCUACCUCUCGGAGCACUCCGUUGACAACCUCACCUUCUCCGCUCCCACCACAACACCGCUCUCCCGCUCCUGGCAGUGUGCGAUUGCCCCUUCCCUUCCCUCCCUACAAACUCCUGUUCUUUCAGAAACAAAGCCUCGGUACUUGAAUCGUGUAAAACUGUUUCACUAUGGCCGAGAAAAAAUGUCUUAUUUUUGUGGUUAUUUUAGUAGUUAUUCACUAGUAUUGUAGUUACUGUAAUUUACUGUUACUCUCUUUGUUAUUGUAGUUGUCAUAAUUGUGAAGUCGUAACUUUUCUUUGCUAAGAUAUUUUUUUGUUGAAACUGAAUUAUCCUUCCCCUAUUACCAUCGUUUAGUUAGUGGUUAAGGCCUCUACUUUGAUUAUCGUAUCGAGAUGAUGUCGGUGUGGGAUGUGUUGGUAAUGUGAAAAAGACGGGCAUCGAGUCGGCAGGGAUACUUUGCACGACACACCCGAAUCCCAAAUACUCACGUGAAGUAAAUGCUUGACCGGAGUAGUUUCUGUGUGCAGCUAGGCCUAACGGUGCAUUUUGAUUGAAUCGCAUUCCCAUUUGACGGUGCGGAGUGGUGCUACCCACACUCACAGCCGUUAAGAAUGAUGCCGUGCAAGUGUUGCAAAAUGUGACCAUGUUGGCAGGGAUGUUGGUGUACAAGUAAAUACCGAGUAGUUCUUAUGCGAGACACUCCGCGUCGGGAGAGGACAGUUACUGUUGUCUGCUGCCAAUUUGCUUGCAGGUCUCAAAAAUACUAUUGUUACAAAGUGCAGUGCUUGCCACAGUUUUAUGAUCUCUCUUUCUUGUCCUGAAAAGGAUGCAUCAUUUGAGUUUUGAGUACUACAUUUUUCUCAGUGCUUUUUUUUAUCUGUAUUAUUUUGUUGUUUUCAUUUUUCAGUCUCUGUCUUUAUGCCUAUAAGUGAAUGUCCAGAACAUAAAUCAGCACUUUUAAG
Schistocerca gregaria is the source of this 9409-nucleotide messenger RNA. RefSeq names its product protogenin A-like. Bases 87 to 3542 code for a protein of 1151 amino acids. The transcript is spliced from 20 exons. NCBI's taxonomy places the organism in Eukaryota, Metazoa, Arthropoda, Insecta, Orthoptera, Acrididae. The record is from RefSeq and is a predicted model, not a curated record. Gene Ontology annotation, molecular function: protein binding. Gene Ontology annotation, cellular component: plasma membrane; axon. Gene Ontology annotation, biological process: axon guidance; cell-cell adhesion.